Molecule: messenger RNA, 1117 nt
Organism: Ricinus communis (castor bean)
Lineage: Eukaryota; Viridiplantae; Streptophyta; Magnoliopsida; Malpighiales; Euphorbiaceae
Product: calcineurin B-like protein 4
Exons: 8
Coding region: 412-1044 (210 amino acids)
Biological process (GO): calcium-mediated signaling
Molecular function (GO): kinase binding; calcium ion binding
Source: RefSeq, a predicted model, not a curated record
ACUAGAUUGCGAAUUUCAUUUUAAAACCAGAACAUCCGGAUUGAUAUGGACUUUGAAAGAUAUACCAAUAAAGAUUUGAUAGGACAGGAUGUUGUGCAUUAAAGGGCGAAUCGCAAUUGGUACUCCCUGCGUUUGUGGUGGUGAAGAAGUAUUAGAGUAUCCACUUGAAAAUUUUACCUACCACCUUCUCAAUUUAAUUUUGUUUCUAAUGUGGCAUCAGAGCACUUCUUAUUCUUCUUUGGAGGAAAGGCCUUGACGACCACAGCUCUUGGAUUCUACUUCCUAUAAAUGUCAACAAUUCUUGCACAUCUCAUAUUCGUCCAUGUUUGAGGCACAUAUAUAAUCAUCAAAUAAUAUAUGAUUUCUCUCUUGCGAUUAUCUUUUCAUUAUUGAACAAAGAAACCUGUUGGGAUGGGAUGCCUUUUCACAAAGCAGCAAAUUCAGCCUGGAGAUCCAUCUCUUCUUGCUUCCCAGACCUGUUUCAAUGUAGCUCAAGUUGAAGCUUUGUAUGAACUAUUCAAGAAAUUAAGUAGUUCUUUAACAGAUGAUAGACUCAUUAGCAAAGAAGAGUUUCAGCUCGGCUUAUUUAGAAACAGAAAGAAGCAGAAUCUCUUAGCAGACAGAGUAUUCCAAUUGUUUGAUUACAAGCAAGAUGGAGUAAUAGAAUUCGAGGAAUUUGUUCGAUCUUUGUCUGUAUUCCACCCAGAAGCACCUCAUGCCCAAAAAGUUUCGUUUGCAUUUCAGCUGUACGAUAUAUGGCAAACAGGCUUCAUUGAACGCGAAGAGGUGAAGGAGUUGAUCUUGGCACUUCUAGAAGAAUCAGAAUUGAUUCUUUCACAGGACAUUGUCGAAAGUAUCAUCGAUAAGACAUUUGAGGAUGCUGAUACAAAAGAAGAUGGCAAAAUUGAUCUUGAAGAGUGGAGUGAAUUCGUAACUCGCAAUCCAUCCUUGCUCAAGAAUAUGACUAUUCCUUACUUGAAGGAUAUAACAACUGCAUUUCCUAGCUUCGUACUGAGAUCUGAAGUUGAGGAUGUGUCUAUGUAGUUCCUACAUGAAAUAUGUAUGGUGGGUUCUCACAAAUAUCUAAUAUUUAUAUACACAGACAAUAUUAACCAUA